This is a messenger RNA of Anthostomella pinea, 591 nucleotides long. Lineage: Eukaryota; Fungi; Ascomycota; Sordariomycetes; Xylariales; Xylariaceae. The record is from the annotation of a GenBank genome assembly.
AUGGCGCGACCCGAAGCACAGGUGGUCUAUGGAAACGUCUGCAUAUCGUGCAAUGAGCUCCGCGAGGCCAUGUCGUUCAUCGCCGCCGACGAGGGCCAGUUCGGGCGCGAGAAAUUCGGCAGAGUACGGCCACGGCUGCUGAAGUCGUGGUCAUUUGAAUUUGCGAGGGACAGGUCUGUGGUGGAGCGAGAAUGGUUAUCCGAGCGGAUGUGGAAACUGCGCAUGGUGAUGAUGAGCAUCCAGCGGGGCCAGAGGCGGACCGAUUCGCCUCUAGAUGCGGAUGAUGCGCUGCAGCCACUUCUCUUGGUGUCAAAAGUCGAGCACACGGAGGAGAAAGAUCGCAUGUACCAGGACUUUUCGGCCGAGCUGAUGUCGGAAGGCAGUGAAAGGCGCCACCGUGCACAUAAUGCCAGGGCCGCCCUCUGGAAGACCAUCGUGGGGAACACCCCGGCGGAGGGCGGCACGCAAGCCCCGGACGAGGACUCAUGGCUCCUAAACCCGACCGUCUGGUUCGGGGACGUGGCCGGGGUCUAUACCAACGGCUUCGGCCUCAAGGAGGUCAUGGGCCGCAAUAGGGGCUUGCUUCUCUGA